CCGGUGCGAGGCCCCCUCCGGAAGGUGAAGGGGAUGGAUUGGACUCCGCUGGGGAAAGCGGGUGUCUAGAAGUGGUGCUAAUGGGAAGAGAUUUCUGGUUUCAAAAGAGGAUGCUCUGCCACAAAGAGCGGCUCGCGCGCUGGCCUGGGCUCUAGCCGAGGAGAUCCCGGGAGAACUCCAGAGCUCGGGGGGAGCGCUCCUCGGAAGACCGGGGUCAACAUGCCUGUUCGCAGGGGGCAUGUGGCACCACAAAACACAUUUUUGGGGACCAUCAUACGGAAAUUUGAAGGGCAAAAUAAAAAAUUUAUCAUUGCAAAUGCCAGAGUGCAAAAUUGUGCCAUCAUCUACUGCAAUGAUGGGUUCUGCGAGAUGACUGGUUUCUCCAGGCCAGAUGUCAUGCAAAAGCCGUGCACCUGCGACUUUCUCCAUGGGCCUGAGACCAAGAGACAUGAUAUUGCCCAAAUUGCCCAGGCAUUGCUGGGGUCAGAGGAGAGGAAAGUGGAGGUCACCUACUAUCACAAAAAUGGGUCCACUUUCAUUUGUAACACUCACAUAAUUCCAGUGAAAAACCAAGAGGGCGUGGCUAUGAUGUUCAUCAUUAAUUUUGAAUAUGUGACAGAUGAAGAAAAUGCUGCCUCCCCAGAGAGGGUAAACCCAAUAUUACCAGUCAAAACUGUAAACCGGAAACUUUUUGGGUUCAAAUUCCCUGGUCUGAGAGUUCUCACUUACAGAAAGCAGUCCUUACCACAAGAAGACCCUGAUGUGGUUGUAAUCGAUUCAUCUAAACACAGUGAUGAUUCGGUAGCCAUGAAGCACUUCAAGUCUCCUACAAAAGAGAGCUGCAGCCCCUCGGAAGCAGAUGAUACAAAAGCCUUGAUACAGCCUAGCAAGUGUUCCCCCUUGGUGAAUAUAUCUGGACCUCUGGACCAUUCCUCUCCCAAAAGGCAAUGGGACCGACUCUACCCUGACAUGCUACAGUCAAGUACCCAGCUGACUCAUUCCAGAUCGAAGGAAAGCAUUUGUAGUAUACGGAGGGCUUCUUCAGUUCACGAUAUAGAAGGAUUCAGUGUACACCCCAAGAACAUAUUUAGAGACCGACAUGCCAGUGAAGACAAUGGUCGCAAUGUCAAAGGGCCUUUUAAUCAUAUCAAGUCAAGCCUCCUGGGAUCCACAUCAGAUUCAAAUCUCAACAAAUACAGCACCAUUAACAAGAUCCCACAGCUCACCCUGAAUUUUUCAGAUGUCAAAACCGAAAAAAAGAAUGCAUCCCCUCCUUCUUCAGAUAAAACCAUUAUUGCACCCAAGGUUAAAGAUCGAACACACAAUGUGACAGAGAAAGUCACCCAGGUUCUCUCUUUAGGAGCGGAUGUCCUACCAGAAUAUAAACUGCAGAGCCCACGCAUCAACAAGUUUACAAUAUUGCACUACAGCCCCUUCAAGGCUGUCUGGGAUUGGCUUAUUCUCCUCUUGGUCAUAUACACUGCUAUAUUCACGCCCUACUCUGCAGCCUUUCUCCUCAAUGAUAGAGAAGAACAGAAAAGACGAGAAUGUGGCUACUCUUGCAGCCCUUUGAAUGUGGUGGACUUGAUUGUGGAUAUUAUGUUUAUCAUAGAUAUUCUCAUAAACUUCAGAACAACGUAUGUAAAUCAGAAUGAAGAAGUGGUAAGUGAUCCAGCUAAAAUAGCAAUACACUACUUCAAAGGCUGGUUCUUGAUCGACAUGGUCGCAGCAAUUCCAUUUGACUUGCUGAUUUUUGGAUCUGGUUCUGAUGAGACAACAACAUUAAUUGGUCUUUUGAAGACAGCUCGACUCCUUCGUCUUGUGCGAGUGGCCCGGAAACUUGAUCGAUAUUCAGAAUAUGGCGCUGCUGUUCUAAUGCUCUUAAUGUGCAUAUUUGCCCUGAUAGCUCACUGGCUGGCUUGCAUUUGGUAUGCAAUUGGGAAUGUAGAAAGGCCCUACCUGACAGACAAAAUCGGAUGGUUGGAUUCCUUAGGACAACAAAUUGGGAAACGUUACAAUGACAGUGACUCAAGUUCUGGACCGUCCAUUAAAGACAAAUACGUCACAGCACUUUAUUUUACCUUCAGCAGUUUAACCAGUGUAGGAUUCGGGAAUGUGUCUCCUAAUACCAAUUCGGAGAAAAUCUUUUCAAUCUGUGUCAUGUUGAUUGGCUCACUAAUGUAUGCAAGCAUUUUUGGGAAUGUAUCUGCAAUUAUCCAAAGACUAUACUCGGGAACUGCCAGGUACCACAUGCAGAUGCUUCGAGUGAAAGAGUUCAUUCGCUUUCACCAAAUCCCCAACCCUCUGAGGCAACGGCUUGAAGAAUAUUUCCAGCACGCGUGGACAUACACCAAUGGCAUUGACAUGAACAUGGUCCUAAAGGGUUUUCCAGAAUGUUUACAAGCGGACAUUUGCCUACAUCUCAACCAGACUUUGCUGCAAAACUGCAAAGCCUUUCGGGGGGCAAGUAAAGGUUGCCUUAGAGCUUUGGCAAUGAAGUUCAAGACGACCCACGCACCUCCAGGAGACACCCUGGUUCACUGUGGGGAUGUCCUCACUGCACUUUAUUUCUUAUCCAGAGGCUCCAUUGAAAUCCUCAAAGAUGACAUUGUGGUAGCUAUUCUGGGAAAAAACGAUAUAUUUGGAGAAAUGGUUCAUCUUUAUGCUAAACCUGGAAAGUCUAACGCAGAUGUGAGAGCUCUCACAUACUGUGACUUGCAUAAGAUCCAGAGAGAAGACUUGUUAGAAGUUUUGGAUAUGUACCCUGAGUUUUCUGAUCAUUUUCUCACAAACCUAGAGUUGACUUUUAACCUAAGACAUGAAAGUGCAAAGGCUGAUCUCUUACUACGAUCACAGUCCGUGAAUGAUUCUGAAGGAGACAACUGUAAACUACGGAGAAGGAAAUUCUCAUUUGAUAGUGAGGGAGACAAAGAUUUUAGCAAAGGGAAGAGUGCAAAUGGUCCUGAAGACUCUGUAGAUACCAUAAGACAUUAUCAGAUUUCCAAGAAGCACUUUGAAGAGAAAAAAAGCAGAUCUUCAUCUUUCAUCUCCUCCAUUGAUGAUGAACAAAAGCCUCUCUUCUCAGGAAUAGCAGAUUCUCCUGCAGGAGUGGGGAAAGCAGCUGGACUCAAUUUUGAAGAAACAGUACCCACCUCAGGAAGAAUUCACAUAGAUAAAAGAAGUCACUCUUCCAAAGAAAUUGCCGACACAAGAAGCUGGGAACAUGCGCAGACUCAGGCUGACGAGUCAAGCCCCUCAGCGCUCCAGCGAGCUGCCUGGGGGAUCUCGGAAACCGAAAGUGACCUCACUUAUGGGGAAGUGGAGCAAAGAUUAGAUCUGCUUCAAGAACAACUUAACAGACUUGAAUCCCAAAUGACUGCCGACAUCCAGACCAUCUUACAGUUACUGCAAAAACAAACCACCGUGGUCCCCCCAGCCUACAGCAUGGUAACCGCUGGAGCAGAGUAUCAGAGGCCCCUCAUCCGCCUGAUGAGAACCAGCCAUCCUGUAGCAUCCAUCAAGACGGACAGAAGUUUCAGUCCUUCCUCGCAAUGUCCUGAAUUUCUAGACCUUGAAAAAUCUAAACUUAAAUCCAAAGAAUCCCUCUCAAGUGGGGUGCACCUGAACACAGCUUCAGAAGACAACUUGACUUCACUUUUAAAACAAGACAGUGAUCUCUCUUUAGAGCUUCACCCGCGGCAAAGAAAAACCUACCUUCAUCCAAUUAGGCAUCCUUCUUUGACAGAUUCAUCCCUAAGCACUGUAGGAAUCUUGGGUCUUCAUAGGCAUGUUUCUGAUCCUGGUCUUCCGGGGAAAUAAUCAUUUUGUACUAUUUACUCCACAUACAAUGUAAGUGCUUUUAAUGGCUGUUUUCCUUUUUUUGUAUUUAAAUCCUCUCUACUUGACUCAGGGGCUCACAAGGUACCAUUAUAUGCAAAAGUACUGUAUAUUUUCCUAAAUUGAAGCUUGUACGGUAAAACUAAGCAAUUAGGAUAUAAAUAUACAUAUGAACUCUUUUGUUCCAAAUGUUGAAACUGCCAGCAUCUCAAGGCAUCUUCUUCGUAUUAUUUUUUUAAAUCAUGUGCAUGUUAGGAAACUCCAGUUUCUCUUGCAUGGAGACUCCUACUUACUACUUUUACUACCCCAGUAUUUUGUUAUGAAAAUGCCUUCCAAGCAAGUAAGAAACCAAGGAAUAACAUUGUUCAUGGAUGCAAAUCAGGUGAUCCUCAACUCAUGGACGUUCCAGGGGGAGGAAGGGAACUUAGUCAUUUUGAGAACAGAUACCCUUCUGUAUGGAGAUGUUUAUAGUUAAUUACAUUCAUUUCACUGCACUUAAAAAAAUUCCAAAAAAUUCUAAAUCUCUGAUCGCGUAGGGAAUCAUCUCCAAAUACAUGAAUAUGGGCCGGCUUCAGUGAGGACAAAAAGGCCUUUCUAUUUAUGUUUCUGUCUCUGACUUUAUAUACAAACUACCUAAAAUAUUUCUCACUGGCACAUUUCCUUGAACAUUUAGAAACAAGUUUUUUCCUCAUUUUUCGUUUUCUUCUUCUUCUUUUUUUUUUUUUUUUGAGGGUAGGGGAGGGAGUCUUGUCAAGAACAGCUAAAGCAUGACUGACACAAGCUGAUAUCCUCUGAUUCAUAUUUUAGGGCUGUGCUGAACUGGAUCAAAAGAGUGGAUGCACAGAGUUCUUUUUAAAAAAAAAUGUGAAACUUAGCGGGUGUGCGUGGCAAAAUUAGCUUCCAUUAAGUAUAUGUUGUUCCAUGGUUUUCUUAUCCUAGCUGUGGAAAAUCAAUGUGUUUUUACCUGCUUGUAAAGGCAAUGAACACACCAGCAGUAAAAUUUCAGUUUCAUUUGGUUACUCAAAGACAUUUGCUAAUCAAAGAUUAAAUGCAUAUGUGUUAUUUAUGGACUGGGCUGAAUAUAUUUGGACCCCCGAAUAUCUGAACAUGCAAUGAAAUAUAUUUUAAUAUCUUCAACUGUUAGAUUUUUUUUUGGAAGGAGGAGGAUAUACAUGCCUCUCAUAAAAUCAGGAUACAGAAAAAAAAAAAAACUGCAAGAAUCUGAUUAGUCAAGUUUUAUUUUUCAGUUCAUUUGAGUACAAUUUAAACUUACUAUGGACUGAUCCAUUAUACCCUUUCCUUCUGGACAAAAUUUUGAAAUUUUUUGCGAGUUUCUUCAUUCUUUAAUGAUUUUUACACUCACAUGUAUUUUUAAAGAAAUAAUAUAUUUGUGCACAUUAUUAAAUGGAUUAAUUUCUAUCUCUCCAGGAUAGAAACGUAAUCUAUUGACUUACCUUUACCUUUGACACUAUUAGUUUCAAAUACAAGCAAUUCAUUUAAAUUUACAAAGCUAUUGCACUAUUCCAAAUAUGAUUAAAGUGACCUUAAGUUGUUCCCUAUAUAUUUUUAAAUGGUCACAUGUGUGAGAGGCAAUCUGUAGGCAUGAGCAAAUUCAUUUCCCUGCUAAAUGUUUGAAAAAACAAAACAAGUUUGUAUGGCAAAGUGACCAUGCCAUUCAAUAAAAUACAGAACAAGUUCAACCAGCUUCUCAAACCCUUUGGUGUUAAUGCAAUACAAAUUUAGGGACUAACCAAUGCUGUCCUUCCCUCAUUCAACAAACAUUUAUGAGUGCCUAGCAGGGGGAAAGAAAUGGCUAACUGAUUCAGAGGACUAUUUAGGGAUUUUAUGUCCAUAUUUAGGCACAUUUUUGCAGCUGCAACAAAUUUCAUAAGGAUUGCCAGCCUAAGCUCCAGGGAAAUUCAGAAUGAAUUCACCAGAGACUGUUCAUUUGUAGGGAGUGAAGAUGUGGCAGGUGAGGAAUUUAGAUCUGAUUGUUGAAUUAAUGAAUGCUUCAGCUGCGACACUGGUAUGACAUGCGUAAAAUUCAGCCUUCCACAUAAAGUCUAUAUACUUUAUAAAAACUGAGCAUGAAGGAAUGGGAAGAUAGGGAAGAGUGUAAAAGCAUCCCACUUUUUAAAUUUGGGCAUAACACAAACCAUCUUCCUCUUAAGUCCUUAACAUGAAGGAAUCGCUUGAUAUUACAGUCUAAGUCUCAGAGAAUUGGACAGGAUGAAGAAGGUCCCCUCUUACAGAAUAUCACUUUAACAAGAGCCUGAACAAUGUAAAGAUGUAGUGGGUUAGGCAGAGAUGUCAGAGGCUCCAUUGUUAAAAUGACUUAUGGAUAACCAAAGCAAUUCUCUUAAUUUACAAAAUCCAUCUCCUUGUCCCAGCCAGAGGUCUAAUGCCUAAAUCACGGUCACUUUCCCCACAGGCUGUAGCAAAUAACCUGAGCCUUCCAAUGUGGGGACUGUCCUGAGAGGCAGGGUUAACUGCCAUAGCCCAGUCAUAGUAGUAUGGCACUGUCUCUCCUUCUAGGGAAUUAGAAGCACUAACGUAACUCCUUUUGCUUUCCACCAAAAAAUAAAGGUUCCUAGUUCCCAGGCCUAAAUAAAAUGCCAUCUAAAAUCUGAAGUUUAUCUGAGUGAGAUGUUUUCCUGCUGUUAUUAACUGCUGGGCAGAGAGCUGGAAGUAUCAUUUUACCCUAUAGGGGAGUUUCAUAUUCUAAUGAGUUAAGGGAAGGAGGAAUGAAAAGUACUGAAGCAAUGUCCUUGCAGGAUUUAAAAAAAAUUUUUUUUUAAAGAUUUUUAUUUAUUUGUCAGAGCGAGCGCGAG
Lutra lutra (Eurasian river otter) is the source of this 6668-nucleotide messenger RNA. RefSeq names its product potassium voltage-gated channel subfamily H member 7 (gene KCNH7). Gene Ontology annotation, cellular component: membrane. The coding region runs from base 220 to 3819 and encodes 1199 amino acids. The record is from RefSeq and is a predicted model, not a curated record. NCBI's taxonomy places the organism in Eukaryota, Metazoa, Chordata, Mammalia, Carnivora, Mustelidae. The transcript is spliced from 16 exons. Gene Ontology annotation, molecular function: inward rectifier potassium channel activity. Gene Ontology annotation, biological process: membrane repolarization during action potential; potassium ion transmembrane transport.